Molecule: messenger RNA, 2592 nt
Organism: Cucumis melo (muskmelon)
Lineage: Eukaryota; Viridiplantae; Streptophyta; Magnoliopsida; Cucurbitales; Cucurbitaceae
Product: caffeoylshikimate esterase-like
Exons: 2
Coding region: 1510-2511 (333 amino acids)
Cellular component (GO): membrane
Molecular function (GO): lipase activity
Source: RefSeq, a predicted model, not a curated record
AAGAAAAAAAAGAAAGAGAAAGAAACUGCCCUAAAAUUAAUACAAAUUACAAAAUUCAAAAUAGGAAGUCCACUUUCAUUAUUCGUUGUUCAUUCUAAUCGAGACAGGAAGAUGCAUCUAUGGCCUUCAACAAGGAUCAGAGACUCUUUCAAGCAUGCUUACAUCAAAAAGUUGGAAUGGAACCUCCACAGAAUGAAAAUCCAAAAGCAUCAGCACCAAUCUUCUAGCAAACAGAACUUGUUGGAUAAAGAAAACGUUUCUGAUGCUGCUGACGGCGAAACUUCAGACCGUUCUCCUUCAGUUUCUUUUGGUCAACGAGUACUUGAAUUCUUCUCAGAACUCCUUCAUCUUCUCUCCUGUUGUUACUGCUGCUAUUGCUGCGGAGCUUGCCUCUCGGACCAAGAAGAACAGUAAUAUUGACGAAGAAUAGAAGCUUGGAAUUGAUAAAGAUAGCUGAUUGAUGCAGAUGAUAUUUACAUUAUGUGUACUGUAUAGUAGUCUUAGCCAUUGACAGGUAAUUCUAGCAUUAUGAACACUAUAUUGAUCUCCUUUUCUUUUCAUUAGGUUGAAGAUAUUGUUAAACCGAUAACCAAGGAAUAGUAUAUACAGUCAACUUGGAUCUAGAAGCUGCCUACAUAUCUCAGUUCGUCUAGACACGCUCUAAAAAUUAAAGCUUCUCUCAAACAUUCGUCUUCUAUCUUGGUAAAAGCUAGAUUUGGAAAAUCUUCCUAGAUAUAAAAUCAUCAGGUACGGUAUAUUAAGUACAGAAAAAGAUAUUUUUACAGAAGACUUAGCUUGACUUAAGGAGUUCAUCGGUCACUCAGAGAACAUCGUGGUCGAUUUGAAGGGUAUAUACUCUUUACCAAGUCUAUUAAGGAUCCUAAUGUCUAUAAGAAAGUUGGAUUUAGGAUUUGGUAAAGGGAUUCAAGAGAUUCCACGUACCUUCCUCCAAACUUCAAAGUCAAUAUCCAAACCAUUGAAAGACCCAACACGUUAUUUACGUCAGGCAGGUCUAUAUAAUGAACUUUGUUUAAGUUGAAUAAACUUUGCAUCAUGGUCCUAGGGAAAAGCAUCAGUUUGGAUGAUACAAAUGUUUUGAUCACUAAAACAAAUUGUUUCUUUGUCAAGAAAGAAUGCCACAAAAACACAAACCAAACCAUUCUUAAAUAAAUGACCAUUGAGAAGGAAAGAAUGAAAAUGCCAAUUCACCCUUCCUAUCAAUUUCAAACUAAUUAACAUUGUGACCAUAAAUUUGGGUAAUACAUUCAGUAAUUUUUUUUUACAUGAAAAUUAUUGGUAUGAUUUAUUGGAAGUAAAGUAAUAUUAAAUGCGGAUAGUGUUCUUAGGCAGAAGUAGAACACCAAAACGCAAACAAUUAAAAGAAUCCCCAACCACCUCCCAUAUCCUCAAUAACUACCCAAUAUCUCAUCACUUUCACUCCCCAUUCCUAAUUUUCCCUCCUACAUCAACGCAACCUUUCAUUGUGAACUGAAAAUCUCCGACCGCCAAAUGGUUCACCCGGUCGAAGACGCCGACGAGCGGAGCCCCUUCGGCUCUCUCACCGCCGAUGAGUUCUAUGCUCGUCAUUCUGUGACUCACGGCUCCGAAUUCAUCACCAAUUCCAGGGGCCUUAAACUAUUCACUCAAUGGUGGAUCCCUCAACCUCCGAUCAACCCAAUCGGAAUCAUCGCCAUCGUCCAUGGCUUCACCGGCGAAUCUAGCUGGUUCAUACAACUUACCGCCGUCCAUUUUACCAAGGCCGGAUUCAUCACUUGUGCCAUUGAUCAUCAAGGCCAUGGAUUCUCCGAAGGCCUUCAGUAUCACAUACCUGACAUUAACCCCGUCGUUGAAGACUGUAUUUCCUUCUUCGAUGCAUUUCGUGAGCGUCACGCGCCGUCCUUACCUUCCUUCCUCUACUCGGAGUCCUUGGGCGGCGCGAUUGCCCUUCUCAUCACGCUCCGUCAGAAAUCGACAACCGAGAACUCGCGACCGUGGAAUGGCGUUGUUCUCAACGGCGCCAUGUGUGGAAUCAGCCCCAAGUUCAAACCACCAUGGCCAUUGGAGCACUUUCUAUCAUUAGCUGCUGCUUUGCUUCCGACUUGGCGCGUGGUUCCCACGCGCGGAUCAAUACCGGAUGUUUCUUUCAAAGUUGACUGGAAACGGAAGCUUGCAACGGCGAGUCCCCGACGCGUGGUGGCGCGUCCUAGAGCGGCGACCGCGCAGGAACUUAUGAGAGUGUGCAGAGAGUUGCAGGAGAGGUUCGAGGAGGUGGAGGUUCCAUUACUGAUAUCGCACGGCGGCGACGAUGUGAUCUGCGAUCCGGCGUGCGUGGAGGAGCUAUACCGACGCGCCGCCAGUAAAGAUAAGACGCUGAAGAUAUAUCCGGGUAUGUGGCAUCAGUUGAUUGGCGAGCCUAAAGAGAAUGUGGAGCUUGUAUUUGGGGAUAUGGUUGAGUGGCUCCGAAGUAGGGUUGCCGGGGAUGUUUCUGUCAUGGCGGCCGGAGGAGAGUGAUCCACCGCCGAAGCACAAUUAUGUCAAUUUAACGUUGCUUUUUAAUAAAUGUUGGUUAGUUUCGAGGGUUUUGGCUGGAAA